Messenger RNA from Armigeres subalbatus, 1769 nucleotides. Its product is annotated as odorant receptor 94a-like. Gene Ontology annotation, molecular function: odorant binding; olfactory receptor activity. Gene Ontology annotation, biological process: detection of chemical stimulus involved in sensory perception of smell; sensory perception of smell. The record is from RefSeq and is a predicted model, not a curated record. NCBI's taxonomy places the organism in Eukaryota, Metazoa, Arthropoda, Insecta, Diptera, Culicidae. Gene Ontology annotation, cellular component: plasma membrane. The transcript has 4 exons. Bases 1 to 1158 code for a protein of 385 amino acids.
AUGCGUGAACUCGAAGGCUUUAUUCCGUGCCAACGAGCCGCGUUUUGGGUCUGGAAAAUCAUCGGCAUAUGGGCAACAGAAGACGAGAGUCCCUAUUACAGGGCGUACCGUCGGAUAUACCAUUUCUUCUUCACUGGAGUUUAUCUGUUUGCGAUGUUCUGCAGUUCAUUUUUUAUGGAUAAUUUGGAUACGCUUUGGACGGAGAUACUGUUUUUGCUGCCGACGGAAAUAGCCAUGUUGGUCAAAUCCGUAACCGUUGCGAACAAAUUUGAAGCCAUUUACGGUCUGAAUCGGACUACUGUCUCGAAAGAGUUUAAGACAAUGUGUCCGAAGCAAAGAAAGGAAUAUGAGCGGUAUUUCGGUCGAUUCAGCAAAAUAAUGAUGUUCUACUACUUCUGCAGUGUUCUAACGGUUUUGGCUUCUUUGGGAUUUAUAUUCGAUGGACGACUUAAGUUGCCAUUCUUCAAUUGGUUUUUCUGGGUCCCAAUAGAUAGGGAUCAUAUAAACAAUUACUAUAUUUUGGCUGUGUAUCAGAUAGUUGGUAUGACGGCACACUGUCUUUUGAACGUAUCGGGUGACGUGAACAUCGCCUAUUUGCUAUCGACAGCUGGUAAACAAUUGGAUCUGCUAAGUUACAAUCUUGCUCAACUGCCAGUGUACCCAACGAGGAGUGAUAUUGAAAAGGAGCUUUAUAAAAAAAAGUUUGAGGAGCACAUUCAACAAUAUAAUCGAAUCUAUGAUUUUGCACGAGAAACCGAAAAACAAGUUUCAUGGAGCGUUUUUGCGCAAAUCUGUGCCAGUGGUGUAACAAUAUGUGCUGUGAUAUUUCGAUUAUCAGCGACUAGCGCACUCGACAACGUGAGCUCCACGUUUUACAUGUACUUCUAUCUGAUAUCGAUGUUGACGCAGAUUUUCUUACCGUGUUACUCCGGAAACGAUGUUACGCUCAAGAGUCAGAAGUUGACCAACGCCUUGUACACCUCAGAUUGGUACCGAUUGGCCCUCAAUGACCGAAAGGAUCUGAAAAUGAUGAUGCUUCGCACCAAUAAGCCAAUUCGAUUGAAGGCGGGCAAUUUCUUCAACUUCAACCUAGAUGACUUCACAUCGACCCUAAAUAGAUCAUACUCGUUAUACGCGGUCAUUAAUCGACAAAAAUAAGAAAGAAGCGAUUUUUCCGAUGCAACUAUUGGGCAGCUAUUAGGUCCUAAAACACUCAACAAUGUUGUACUUGAACGAUUGGUUUGCAAAGAGUAGCAAAGAAAUUAAUUACAUCUUGCUAUAGACGGGAGCUCAUGUCACCCCAGAAAAUCGGAAUUGUUUUUUUUUGUUAUUAUUUUAUUACAAUAUAAGAUAGUUAUAAACUGAAUAGUUUCAUAAGAUGCCUUCCUACGGUCCCCUCUACUCUAGCUUAAGAUUUGUUUCUAUAUAAGUUGCCCCAAAAAUGCUUUAAUUCUGUAUUCAGUUAAAUUUUUUAUCCCAAAAUCAUUCCACAAGUGAAGUCAAAGCGAAACGCAUACGUACCGCUCGGUAUAUGAACAUAUGUGGAGCGUGUACGAUACGAUAUGUGGGAUAUAGAUUUGAUUGAAUCUAAUUCGUUCCCCAAUUUGUGAUAGAAAGCGAAAAUCGAAAGCGAUGGAAAAUCGCCUCCACCGUAUGGUUUGCCAUUUUUGUUCUUGUGCCGUAAUGGAACGAAACCAGGUCAGGUUUUUAUAUAGAGAUGUUUUGUUACUUCUGUAUCACAAAAAAUAUGCAAACUCAUACGAACUAGA